CACAAACAGGAUAGGGGACAGGACGCAGCCUUGGCGGAGACCAGUGCGAACACUGAAUGGUUUCGAUACGUUUAUACUGUUCGGAUCAAGCGCGUGCUUCAAAAGAAUGAAGAGGUUGGGAAAAUGAACACUACUGUGCCUGUAUUGAUUGGCAGAGCAGUGGAGUUCUUUCUGGAACAACUUCUGCAAAGAGCUGCACGGUUAGCGUUGUGCAAUAACGCGAAGACGCUCAGCCCCAAUCAUUUCAAAGCCGAAGAUUCCACUUCAUUUCGAAAACGACUGAAAGUUGAAAAUUCGGUGAGUGGUUCAACGGUUCGUCACAAACGUUCAAAGUAA
Soboliphyme baturini is the source of this 336-nucleotide messenger RNA. The record is from the annotation of a GenBank genome assembly. Lineage: Eukaryota; Metazoa; Nematoda; Enoplea; Dioctophymatida; Soboliphymatidae.